Molecule: messenger RNA, 8326 nt
Organism: Salvia hispanica
Lineage: Eukaryota; Viridiplantae; Streptophyta; Magnoliopsida; Lamiales; Lamiaceae
Source: RefSeq, a predicted model, not a curated record
AGGAUCGUGCUCAAGCAACUAUACGUACGGAAGAUUCUCUGAAUCUGUUUGUGAAAUUGAAGCUAAAAUGGAGGAAAACAGUGCGGGAACUGAAAAGCGCUCAUGGCGUAAAGAUGAUUUUACUGAUUUGCUGUUUUCGUGGUCCUUGAACGACAUUUUUGACGAGGAUCUGUACAAACAGCAGGUGGAGAAGAUUCCAGAGGUAUUUGAAAGUGUGGAUCAUUAUCUUUCAUCAUUCGAUUUCCCUCUGUUAGAAGAAAUGCGAGCUGCAAUCGCUACUUCCUUGGAGACUGUUUACAAAGCUCCUUUUGCUGAAGUGGUUUCUUUCAAAGUGACAAAACCAGACACACUUCUGUAUAAUGUUAAAGUUGACAGCUGGAGAAACAAGAUUAGUGAUCGUGGAAAAGAGCCUUACAGAACAUUGCCUAAUGAUCUUGUACUCCUAUCGGAUUCAAAACCUGAAAGUGUUUCUGACUUGCAACGCAUUGGAAAUAUGUACACUUUUGCAUCCGUAGUUAAAAUUUCCGAGGAUGAGAAUGGUGACAGUUCAUCCUGUGAAUUCAAACUUAAAACCACAAGCAUGGCUGAAGUAGUUGAUCAGAAAAGCAAGUCUCUCUAUGUGGUAUACUUGACUAACAUAACCACUCACAAAAGGAUAUGGUUGGCAUUACGAAUGCGCCAAAAUCUGAAGAUCAUUGAGAAAGUAUUAGUCAAGAGUGACCUGACCAAGGAAAGUUGUGAAUUGUGCCCUCAAAAAUUUCACAAUGAAGUGGAGGAGAAAUUUCGAUCAACUUUAUUAUCCAAGUCAAAUGAAUCACAACUUGGGGCAAUCCGGGCCUCCAUAUGCAAAAUUGGAUGCAAUCACCAUCCAUCCGUGGAACUGAUAUGGGGUCCACCUGGCACUGGCAAGACAUCAACUUUGAGUACCUUGCUGUAUAUUCUCUUGGAAAUGAAUGUGAGGACCCUCAUAUGUGCUCCAACGAAUACUGCAAUUACAGAGUUGGCUUCUCGUGUGACGGCACUCGUGAGAAAUUCAGUUAAAACUGAAAGUGGGAAGAGCUUGUUGACUUGUCCUUUAGGAGGCAUGCUCCUCUUUGGGAACAAUGAUCGCCUUAAAGUUGGCUCUGACAUCCAGGAAAUCUUUUUAGAUUACCGGGUUGAUAGGCUUACGGAAAUCUUAGUACCACUAACUGGCUGGAUGCAUUGUGUUUCAUCCAUGCUUGAUUUUCUUGAAAACUGUGUCUCUCAUCAUAGGAUCUUCGUGGAAAAUGACAAGAUCCACUCCCGAGAACGUUGCAAUGGUGAAGCUGUGCGGUCUGAAUCAAACUCACUUCUGGAUUAUGCUAGAGAUCGAUUUAAAAGUUUAGCACCGCCUUUGAGAAAUUGCAUGCUGACAGUCGUCACUCAUUUACCAAGAAGUUUUGUUGACAAUGGGAACCACCAAAAGAUAAUGCAACUUUUUUCUCUUCUUGACUCGCUAGAAAAGUUGCUGUUUGAGAACAAUGGCAUUACAUGUAUGGAUUUAGAAACUAUCUUCAUGCAACAAAUAAUGACCGGUUCUGAAUCCUUUCUCGAUACAACAUCCUUACAAUGUGUCAGAAGCCAGUGUCUGUUCAUUAUAAAAUCUCUUCAGACUUCUCUUAGUAAUCUUGGCUUUCCAAAAGUAUUUGGUAAAAGUUCAACUGAAGAAUUUUGCUUCCAGAAAGCUUCACUGGUAUUUUGCACUAUAUCAUCCGCAUUUAAGCUACAUUCGGUUGAUAUGGAGCCCUUGCAGUUACUGGUUAUCGAUGAAGCAGCUCAGGUUAAGGAGUGUGAAACAACCAUUGCGUUUCAGAUUAAAGAUGUGAGGCAUGCUAUCCUGGUUGGGGACGAGAUUCAGUUGCCAGCAACUGUAUCAAGCAAGCUGUCUGAAGAAGCUGGCUUUGGGAGAAGCUUGUUUGAAAGAUUAAGCUCAAUGGGACAUCCCAAACAUCUACUUAAUGUGCAGUACAGGAUGCAUCCGGCAAUCAGUUGGUUUCCAAAUGCAAAUUUUUAUCAACACCAGAUACUUGAUGGACCUAAUGUGCAGAGCAAAAGCUACGAACGAUCAUAUCUUCCAGGGAAAAUGUUUGGUCCCUAUUCGUUUAUAAAUGUUCGUGGUGGAAGAGAGGAGUUAGAUGAUGUGGGUGUCAGCAAAAGAAACAUGGUUGAGGUCGCCGUGGUUGUGAAGCUAGUCCAGAAACUCCUCAAAGCAUGGAAUAGCUCAAAGGAAAAUCUUAGUAUUGGUUUAGUUUCUCCCUAUGCUGCCCAAGUUGCAGCAAUUCAAGAUAAGCUCAGAUCUAGAUACGAUAACCUUGAGAGGAUUACAGUUAAGGUGAAGUCAAUUGAUGGGUUUCAAGGUGGUGAGGAAGAUAUUAUAAUUAUAUCAACUGUAAGGUCUCACAGAGGUGGUUCCAUUGGUUUCUUGUGUAGUCCUAAAAGAACUAAUGUUGCAUUGACACGAGCCCGUCAUUGUCUGUGGAUAUUAGGAAAUGAGAGAACUUUGUGUAAAAGUGAUUCAGUGUGGGAAGAAAUAGUAUCUGAUGCCAAGAAUCGGCGAUGUUUCUUCAAUGCUGAUGAUGAUAGCGACAUUGGUAAAACUAUUAUAGAUGUGAAAAAGGAGUUGGAUCAACUUGAUGACCUUUUAAGUGGGGAGAGUACACUUUUCGAAAAUUUAAGGUGGCAGGUUUUGUUCAGUGAGAACUUCAGGAAAUCAUUUCAGAAACUGAGAUUUUCAAAUACAAGGAAGUUGGUCAUUAAUUUGUUACUAAAACUCGGAAGAGGUUGGCGGCCUCGGAAAUUAAAUGUGGACUGGAAAUGUGACAACUCUUCAUACAUCAUAAAACAGUUUAAGGUUGAUAUAUACUAUGUUGUUUGCUCCAUUGACAUGAUGAAGGACUCCAUCUAUAACCAAGUUUUGAAAGUGUGGGACAUAUUGCCUAUGAUGGACACCACAAAAUUGUUGAAAAGAAUUGACAGUAUAGCUUCUAUGUAUACUGAUGUUUUCAUCAACCACUGCAAUGACAAGUUAUUUGAGAGGAAUUUGGAGGUACCAAUGAGUUGGCUGCGCUCUCAUGACAUACCACGUUUUAAGAAUCCUAGUAGCACAAAAUCAGCCUCUGGUGAAAGUACUGGCUCUGUUGAAUGCAGAACUUAUGUUGAAAACUCAAAAGUUAGUGAAAGCCUGUUGCUGAUGAAAUUCUACUCUUUGUCAUGUGGUACUGUAAACCAUUUGCUUUCGGAUAAUGAUGGUAAAUGUGUUGAUCUCCCAUUUGAAGUUACCGAUGAGGAGAGGGAAAUAGUGCAUUUUACUAGAAGCAGUUUCAUAUUAGGUCGUUCUGGCACUGGGAAGACGACUAUUCUAACUAUGAAACUGUACAAAACAUUUCAGCAGUACUGUGUUGCUUCACGGUAUUCUGUGGCAGCUGAUGACAAUGUGAGUACCACAGAUGAAGAGGAAGGGGAAGAUGAAGAUGAUGAUGGCAAUAUGAGUAUCAGUGAUGAAGUUGAUGUUGAACCGUGCCAUGGUAGAUCCACAGAUCCUGUAUUACACCAGCUAUUUGUCACCGUUAGCCCAAAACUGUGUCACGCUGUUAAAAAGAAUGUAGCUCAGAUGAAAAGCAUUGCUACUGAAAACAACUCUGGAGAUGACAGCUUCACUGGUAUGGAUGAUGUUGAUGAAGUUUCUGAAUUUAAAGAAAUCCCAGAUACUUUUGUUGGCAUUCAACAGGAAAAAUACCCUCUUAUCGUUACAUUUCACAAGUUUUUGAUGAUGCUCGAUGGCAGUCUGGGAAAGUCAUACUUUCAGAGGUUUCCUUUGGUAAGAGAUUCCCCUCAAUUCGGAGACAGAAGAUCAGUAGGGCUCCAAUCUUUCUUGAGGAAUAAUGAGGUUACUUAUGAUCGGUUUUCUUCGAUAUAUUGGCCCCAUUUCAAUGCCAAGCUGAAAAAGAGUCUUGAUGCUUCAAGAGUGUAUACUGAGAUAAUCUCACAUAUUAAAGGAGGUCCUCCGGAAGGUGGAGCAUCUGAUUACAAGCGAAGCAGGCAGGAUUACAUAUCAUUAUCUGAGAGUAGGAUAUCCACUUUAUAUGUGGAACAGAGAGAAGCAAUUUAUGAUAUUUUUGAAGACUACGAGAAAAUGAAGUUAGAACGUGGUGAAUUUGAUCUUGCUGAUUUUGUGAGUGACAUUCAUCUCAGGCUCAACAAAGAAGAUCUUGCAGGUGAUAAAAUGGACUUCGUCUACAUUGAUGAAGUCCAAGAUCUUACAACAAGGCAAAUAUCCCUUUUCAAAUACAUCUGCUACAAUGUUGAGGAAGGGUUUAUGUUUUCUGGUGAUACAGCACAGACCAUUGCCAGAGGGAUUGACUUCAGGUUUGAGGAUAUUAGAUCCUUGUUCUAUAAUGAGUUUGUUAUGGGAUCUCAAAAUCGUGAUUUGUCAGGGAAGAAAGAGAAAGGACUUAUAUCCGAUAUGUUUAAUUUGUCCUACAAUUUCCGUACCCAUACUGGAGUACUUAGGUUAGCUCAAAGUGUUGUAGAUCUUAUAUGCCAUUUCUUCCCACAUUCUAUUGAUGUACUGCCCCCUGAGACGAGUCGUAUAUAUGGCGAGUCCCCGAUUGUUCUCGAGCCUGGAAGUGAUGAUAACUUGAUCAUUUCAAUUUUUGGACAUAGCGGAAAGAGUAGUGGAAAAUGGGUGGGCUUUGGUGCUGACCAGGUUAUUCUAGUACGGGAUGAUUUAGCAAAGAAGGAAAUUUCCGAGUACAUUGGUCAUCAAGCUCUCAUUCUGACUAUAGUGGAGUGCAAGGGCCUUGAGUUUCAGGAUGUUCUACUGUAUAACUUCUUUGGCUCCUCGCCGUUGAGUAACCAAUGGAGAGUUGUGUACAGUUUCCUGAAUGAAAAAGAUCUUCUUUCUGGGGAUUCUGGGAAUUCCUUCCCGAGUUUUAGCCAGUCAAAGCACAAUCUCCUAUGCUCUGAGUUGAAGCAAUUAUAUGUGGCGAUUACUCGAACAAGGCAAAGAUUAUGGAUUUGUGAAAACGAUGUAGAGGUUUCCAAGCCAAUGCUUGAUUAUUGGAGGAAGCUGUCUCUUGUGCAAGUGAAGAAAAUAGAUGAUUCUCUAGCGGAGGCCAUGAAGAGGGCUAGCACUCCGAAAGAGUGGAAAUCACAGGGUAUCAAGCUCUUUUGGGAGAAGAACUAUGAGAUGGCGACAAUGUGCUUUGAAAAAGCAGGUGAUGAGACUUGGGAGAAAAGGGCUAAGGCCUCUGGACUUCGAGCUGUAGCUGAUAGUCUACGCGGUUCAAAUUCUGAAGAGGCAGCUACAGUGCUUCGAGAGGCUGCAGAAAUAUUUGAUUCAAUCGACCGAGUUGAAUCUGCAGCUGAAUGUUUCUAUGAACUGGGGGAGUUUGAAAGAGCAGGAAGGAUCUAUUGGGACAAAUGUGGUAAGUCAGAACUAAGAAAAGCUGGUGAAUGCUUCUCAUUAGCUGGAAAAUAUGAACUUGCUGCAAAAGUUUAUGAGAGUGGGAACUUCUUAAGAGACUGCUUAUCAGCUUGCUCCAGGGGGAAACAUUUUAACCUCGGUUUGCAGUAUAUUGAGCAGUGGAAGCAGGACGCACUGUCAAACAGUGUAAUAAUGGAUAAAUUUACGGAGAUUGAUAGAAUUGUACAAGAGUUUUUGGAAAAUUGUGCUUUAGAGUGCCACAAGGCAAAGGAUGCAUCACUGAUGAGGUUUGUUCGAGCCUUCUGUUCCACAGAUUCCAAACGAAACUUUCUAAGGUCAUUGGAUCGCCUUGAAGAUCUUCUGGUUCUGGAAGAAGAGUUGGGAAACUUUAAUGAGGCUUCUGAGAUUGCGAAGAAUCUGGGACAUACUCUGCGUGAGGUUGAUCUGCUGGAAAAGGCAGGGAAAUUUAAUAAUGCUGGUUCAUUAGCCUUUUCUUACGUUUUUUCUUGUGUUCUGUGGGGAUCUGGAAAUCGAGGGUGGCCAUUAAAAUCAUUUCCUCAGAAAGUGGAACUUCUAAACGGAAUGAUGUCAGUUGCACAAAAGGUUUCUGGAACCUAUCAUGCAUCAAUUCGUGCACAGUCCAGCUUUUUGUCUUAUGAUAACAAGAAUUUGUCUGAAUUGCUGCAUUUUUACAAUGCUUCAAAGCAAUAUGAAACUCCAAUUAUUGAAAUUCUUGUUGUUCGAAAACUUCUAGAAGUACAUUUUCAAGUGAAUGCCACCAAGUAUGAGUGGGACCAUGAACUUCUGUUGGAUCCAAGGUCGUUUUCUCAGAGAAUAGGGGUGAACCAAGUCUCUGGUGGAUCACUUGUUUACCUUUGGAACUUGUGGAAGGUACAUAGUUUAGAGAUAUUAGAUUGUCUCAACAGACUUGAAAAGAAUGAUUCCAUCGAAUUACAAGGUGUUGUCGGCUUCUGUUUUUAUUACUUUGGACUGAGGUUGCUUGAUAAUUCCAGUUUUGCCUUUCACUUGCUGAAUCCUGAAGCUGCUUGGGUAAAACCUGUUGAGGGUUUCAUUCGUUGGAACAAGAAUGUGGCGACUUUAGAAGUUCGUCAUUGUGCAUCAGCAGCUUCUAAGUUCUGGCUGCAAGAAUUAGUUUUUGUUGGACUUAAAGUGUUGGAGGCUCUUCAACGACUUUAUGUGUCUGCUUUGUCUACGCACUGCAAAAGUAUGUGUCUGCUUUACAUUUUUGACAUUGCAAAAUUCUUCCUGGAUUCCAAGUUAUUUGAUUUGAACCGUGGAGACCGCAAUAAGCUACAGGGUUUUGUGGAUCAAUGCACUGUUUAUUUCAAGUUUCAUUUUCCUUUGGACACUCGAGAGUCUUUAUCAGAAAACAUGAUAUCUUUGAGAGAAACUGAACUCUCCAGGAAUUUACUUGAAGAAUGUGUUAUCAGAAAUAUUGGCGAAAAGGGGGAACUUACCAGUGGUACGAUUGGACGGGCAGUGAUGACAAUGCUGGGUAAUGACAAGCUGAAUCAUGGCUUCUAUGAUAAAAUUUCUGAAAGGUUUUCAAACGGAACACCUUGGAAGUCAUUCAUCGAGAUUCUGAGGGGACCUACUGCAUCAGAUUCUACAAAGGAAGCGAAAUCUGGUGAGUCUAUUGGAAGUGUGUCGCAUUCACCAUUCGUGCAAGGAUCUUCACUUAGGUGCUCAAGGGAAGCUUUGGGUCAAGCACUGCUUAGAGCUUUGGAAGAAACUUAUAACAUCAAUUGGAGGGUGUAUGACUAUAUAUCUCCACACUGUUUCAUUUAUCUUGUGGAAAGAAUGUUGAUCCUGGCUCCUCAUCCAAGCGGCAUCUUAUUCACAACGAAAUCCUCAUUUGUUGAAUACUUGGUAAGUAUGCCACCAGAUGCAAAUCCUAAAACUAGCUUGACCACGCACAACAAAUCUCGUCCUGAUGCCAUGAUCAACUUUGUUUGCCUAGUGGUUGACCAGUUUCUUUGUAACAUGGUUGUAACUGUAGAAUGGAUUAAGAGAUCUAGCAUCAAUUGCAAUUAUUAUCUUCCUGUGCUUCUGCUGAGAUCGCUCAUGAUUCUGUGUGAGUUGUCUAUAACAUGGGGCUUAAGCUUUGAUAUAUUCAAUCAGAAGAUGUCUCGAUCUGAUAUUACAAGGCAUCUGCCAAAGGUGUUCUACGAAGCUCUUCGACCUAGAAGGCGAGGUUAUAUUCAAUUUGUUUCAGCAGUUUCUACUGCUUUCAAGCUUAUUGGUGAUCCUCUUGUCAUUGUGGUUUCGGGCGACAUCACUCACAGCUUCAGUUAUCCUGAUGCGGUCCUACUCGACUUGAGGUCCUUCUCUUGCAGAGCUGAUAUCAUGAAGACACUGUUUCCUAGGAUUACAGCAGCAUCUGAUCAACCUACUAUGGUCGAAGGAAAUGUGACCGAGCCUAGCGGUAUAGUCACGUCUCCUGUAGUUAGCAAUGAAGAUAAGAACACUGUCAUGAAAUCUUCAGAAAUGGUCUCAGCGACUGCUUCAAGCUCAGGGAAUGGAUAUGGGAAUUCGCUAAUAAACUGGGAGAAGGUGGAACUGGAGGGGCAUACAAGCUUGAUUACUCAUGCUAUUGAUAGUGCAGUUGUCGACUCCAAGGAGAAGGGCGAUGACAAAAACUGUGACGGCGAUGCUGAAGAUGAAGAUAGUAAAACAGAGGAUUCAGCAGCAGUCGAAGUUGAAUCUGAUCCCAGCAACAAGGGGAAAGGAAAGAAGAAGCAGACAAAGAAAGGGAAUUCAGCAGCUGAGGAAGUAAAGCCCAAUCACAGCAACAAGGGUAAAGGAAAGGGUAAGAAUAAAGGCAAGUCAAAGAAAGGAAAAGGAGGUAAAAAGAAGUAG